Podarcis raffonei (Aeolian wall lizard) is the source of this 2406-nucleotide messenger RNA. RefSeq names its product very-long-chain enoyl-CoA reductase-like. The coding region runs from base 473 to 1417 and encodes 314 amino acids. Gene Ontology annotation, molecular function: oxidoreductase activity, acting on the CH-CH group of donors. The transcript has 13 exons. The record is from RefSeq and is a predicted model, not a curated record. Gene Ontology annotation, biological process: very long-chain fatty acid biosynthetic process. Lineage: Eukaryota; Metazoa; Chordata; Lepidosauria; Squamata; Lacertidae.
UUGUGCGCCUCGCGCGCAGCGCAAAGCCGCGCCCAGCAGCAGCAUUAGCAGCAAACCCUCGCCGCCCCUCCGGGUCUCUGCUUUUCCCCCUUUUUGCUGCGGAACUGCUGAGGAGCUGAGCGCACCCUGGCUGCAUGCAGCAGCGGUGGCGGCGGCACCACCUCCUCCUCCAUCCUUCCCCCUCCAGGGGAUGGGGCGGGAGUGAUGGAUGAAGGCGUAAGCUGGCCGAGCACCGCUGCCCGCCCCGGUCUGGACGCGCCCUCCACCUUCUUUCCUGCAGGGCUUCCUCCUCCUGGGGCUAAGGAAUCACCUGACCGGCCGGAAGACCGGCCGGGGGCCCCCCAAUUAAAGUGCAUCCGCGGCGCAGACGGGAGGAGGUGGUGGUGGAGGAGGAGGUGGCGCCGCCGGCGGCGGUGCCGAUUGCAUCCCCUACGCCGGCAGCUGGAGUCGGGGCCGGGCGGCCGCCUGCAAAAUGGGCAGCAGGAUUACUUUCUUCGAGGUUGAAAUCCUUGAUUGGAAGACAAAGCAACAAUUAUGCUUUUUGGAAAAGGUUGAGCCAAAUGCUACAAUAAGUGAUAUCAGGCUAAUGUUCCAUAAAUUAUAUCCUCAGUGGUAUCCUUCAAGGCAGUCUAUAAGGCUUGAUCCCAAAGGAAAAUCACUGAGGGAUGAAGAAGCCCUUCAGCUGCUCCCUGUUGGCACAACCGCUACGCUCUAUUUUAAAGAUCUAGGGCCCCAAAUAGGAUGGACAAUGGUAUUCUUGAUAGAAUAUACGGGCCCAUUGUUCAUCUAUUUUGCGUUUUAUUUCCGUAUGCCUUUUAUCUAUGGCCUGGAUGACAGGUUUCCCUCGAGCCGGCACCCCGUAGUUAACCUGGCAUGUAUCUGCCAUUCUUUCCACUACAUCAAAAGGUUGAUUGAAACAAUAUUUGUUCAUCGGUUCUCCCAUGGGACUAUGCCACUGAGGAAUAUUGUUAAGAAUUGUUUCUAUUACUGGGGAUUUGCUGCCUGGCUUGCUUAUUAUAUCAACCAUCCUCUUUACACACCGCCCUCUUAUGGACAAAAGCAGGUCAAUCUCGCUUUGAUCAUGUUCCUGACAUGUGAAGCUGGAAACUUUUCUAUCCAUGUUGCACUUAGUAAUUUGAGAAGAGAUGGUAAAAGAUCCAAGACCAGUAAGAUCCCUUAUCCGACGAAGAAUCCUUUCACAUGGCUGUUUUAUUUUGUGUCCUGCCCUAACUAUACUUAUGAGCUGGGGACAUGGAUUGGUUUUACUAUCAUGACUCAAUGCGUUCCAGUGGGACUCUUCACCUUUCUUUGUUUCAUUCAGAUGUCAGUCUGGGCAAAAGAUAAACACUCCACCUAUAUACGAGAGUUUAAGGAUUAUCCUAGUCUUAGAAUGUCUAUCAUUCCUUUCUUACUGUAAGAACAGGGUUGUUGGGUUUUUUAAAAUUAAAUUAUCAGAAACAAAGUGGAUGAGACUGCAUAGACAGAACCACAGGCAAAGAAAAUAAGUUACGGUAUAAAGAUAAUUUAGGCAAGGUUUACCAGGAGCAUGCAGAAAUUACUAUUUAGUGUGGAAUUCCAUGGGCUCUACAUAGUGGGGUUGGAGAGCUGGGGGGGGGGGAUUUCCACAUCUGGCAACCAAUGCGCCCCUUUGGUUUCAGAUAGUACAUGGGUAGUACAGCUACUCUUCAGGUAAGACCAGUCACUCUAUUUACUACGGUGAACAAUAAAGUCGCUGGAUUGGGAUGUACCACAGCUAUCCCCAACUGCAGUUGAGCUGAUCAAAGUACCUGAUGAAGAACUGUGCGACCAAAUGCUGCAUCAGCUGACGAUAAUUGGUUCAGCUUGUAAUGCCUGGCGAAGGUACUUGAGGAAGACCAAGUAGCUGCCUUACAAAUAUCAAGCAGCGGAGCAUUAGCGGCGAAGGCCGCUGAAGUGGAUGCUGAUCUGGUUGAAUGAGAAAAUAGAUGUGUUGGCUGGGGCAGCUUGAGGGAUUCAUAAGCUAUGGAAAUGUAAGCCCGUAUCCAUCUGGCAAGGGUGGAACAUGAAACCCUCCUCCACAGAGAUGAAGGGUGGAAGGGCACAAACGAGUCCACUGUUCUCAUUUCUUUUGUUCAGUGAAUGUACAGCUUUAGUGCCCGAUGAAUGCCUAAGGAAUGCCAGGCCUUUCCCCUAGAGUGCUUUGGAUUAGGACAGAAAGUUGGAAGAAUCGAUUCCUGUCGGACAUGGAAUCUCGAAAGUACUUUCGGCAUGAAGGUACAACCUGUGCGCAGCACUACUUAUGGAAGAUGCAGAGAUGUUUCACCUACCUCCCACAAUUCUUAGCUCCUUGGUAGCGUGGUGAGGGAAUUACCCAAUCUUGUGGCUUCAUCGUCCACCAUAGUAAAUACAUUACUUCUGGUAAAUGAG